GCUCCGGCGGCUGCCAGGUCACAUCAGCGGGUGAAAGACUGGGCGGGCAGCAGGGGCGUGAGCCCGCUUGGCGCCCGGCUGGUCCCCGGCGUGACUCCCGCGGGAGAAGCUCCCGGCCCCCGGCUGCAGCACCAUGAACAGCUCCCUGGCUCCGCAGGUGCAUUUCGCGGGCGGCUCUCAGCCCCACGACUCGCGGGAGUGGAAGGCGGUGAUCCCCGCUUUGCUGGGCGUCAUCUGCCUGGCGGGCUUGGCGGGGAACGCGUGUGUCAUCGGCAUCCUGCUCUACAACGCCAGGCGCGGGAAACCCUCCCUGAUCCACUCCCUGAUCCUCAACCUCAGCCUGGCGGAUCUGCUCCUCCUGCUCUUCGCCGCGCCCCUGCGGGCAGCCGCUUACUCCCGCGGCGCCUGGACCCUGGGCUGGUUCGUCUGCAAAACCUCCGACGGGUUCCUCCACACGUGCAUGGCCGCCAAGAGCCUGACGACCGCCGUGGUGGCCAAGGCUUGCUUCAUGUACGCCAGCAACCCGGCCAAGCAAGUGAGUAUUGAGACCCGCACGAUCUGCGCGGUGCUGCUGGCCACGUGGCUGGUGGCCCUGGUGAGCUCCCUGCCGCUCUGGCUCUUCAGCGCCCUUCGGGAGCUCGCGGCGGGCUCGCCCGCCUGCCUCGUGGCCGUGCCAGCCCCCGCCCGGGAGUUCAUGGCUGCCUUUGUCAAGCUCUACCCCCUGCUCGUGUUCUGCGCGCCCCUGCUCUGCGCCUUCCUUUAUUUCUGGCGCGCUUAUGGCAGGUGCCAGCGCAGGGGGACCAAGACCCAGAACCUGAGGAACCAGAUCAGAUCCAGGCGCCUUACAAUCAUGCUGCUGAGCGUCACUGUCACCUUGGCCGUGAUGUGGCUGCCGGAAUGGAUAUCCUGGCUGUGGGUUUGGCACCUAAAUCCAGCAGGGCCUUCUCCCCCCGAAGGCUUCCUGGCUCUGACCCAAGCCCUUAUGUUCACCAUCUCUUCAGCCAACCCUCUCAUCUUCCUGGUGAUGUCUGAGGAAUUCAGGGAGGGCUUUAAGGGCUUGUGGAAAAGGCUGACCCUGAAAAAGGCUCUCCCUGCCACAGACAACGAGGAACUCCCGGCUGCUAACUCUGAGGUUCUCCCCGAUUCGGUCCCUUCUCCAGAGCCAGUGAUUGCUGAGCAAGAGAAAGAACUCCCAGCUGCCCCUCAGGCCUUAGAAAGCCUGGAAAAGAAGGAGAUGCCCGUCUUUCCAGACGUAGAGCAAUUCUGGCAUGACCGAGAAGCAGCCCCCGAUGCUCAAGACAAUGACCCUAUUCCUUGGGAGCACGAAGAGCAAGAGACAGCAGGCUGUGAUCAGUAAGGUGGUCGGAGAUUAGAAAGCUACAAAAGUUUUAACCAGAGGAAGGGUCUUGUCAGUAUAGUUUUGUUACUUACCAGUGUGCUUAAGCGGAUACAGAAGACAUGCAAAUAAUGUUACUUUGAUGAAAUUCUUACCCUUUCCUGUGCUCAUUAAAUGUUUGGUUUCCUAA
Messenger RNA from Mauremys reevesii (Reeves's turtle), 1526 nucleotides. RefSeq names its product G protein-coupled receptor 151 (gene GPR151). Bases 134 to 1357 code for a protein of 407 amino acids. Gene Ontology annotation, cellular component: membrane. Gene Ontology annotation, biological process: G protein-coupled receptor signaling pathway. NCBI's taxonomy places the organism in Eukaryota, Metazoa, Chordata, Testudines, Geoemydidae. Gene Ontology annotation, molecular function: G protein-coupled receptor activity. The record is from RefSeq and is a predicted model, not a curated record. The transcript has a single exon.